CGUCAUAUAAGCCGGCUGGCAAGGCACAGAAAAAGCGUGAAAAAUGAGGUUUUGUUGAGCGAUUAACAUACAAGUUGGAAGUAGAAGCUACCUUUGUUGGUUUUGGUUAUAUGAGUUGAGAAUGGAAGAAGGCGUGAGGAGAUGGGUGGUGGACAUAUCAAAGUGGGACCCACACCCCUCUCACUUCUCCUUCCUUCUCUCCCUUCUUCCUUUCCAACACCACUCCUCUGUUACCAGGUUCUCUUUAUCCAAUUCACUUUCGUUUGUUAAAAUGGAAGACAGGAAACGUGCACUUGUCAGCCGCAUGCUUCAGUACGCUCUUGUCCAUGAGGUGUUGCAAAUCCCUUUUACUGACAUUCUCAUAAAACGAACUUUGGAAGGCAAACCAUAUUUGGACUAUGAUAAAUGUGGUCUUAGAUUCCCAAAUUUUAAUUUCAAUGUAUCCCAUCACGGUGACUAUGUGGCCAUAGCAUCUGAACCUGUAUGUCUUGUGGGAUUAGACAUUGUCUCCUAUGAUGUUCCACAGGGAGAAACAAUUACAGAAUUCAUUAAAUUCUUCUCAUCAUACUUUUCAAGUUUCGAAUGGGAUAACAUAGUCAAUGCUGGCACUUCUGAUGAUGUACUAAUUGAAUUUUACAGAUAUUGGAGCUUAAAAGAAGCAUAUGUUAAAGCUAUAGGGAGUGGACUGACUGAAGGGUUAAAUAAAGUGGAAUUUUCUCAUACGAGAUGGACUAAUAUAUCAGUGAAAGUGGAUGGGAAGGUUAUGACAGAGUGGAGAUUUUGGCAGUUUGAACUUGACGAUAGACAUUGUGUUUCAAUUGCCAGAGUUCACCCAAUAUCAGCUGCUAUGAGUUACAAAGCAACUUUGAGGAAAGUGGACUUUACUGAAGAAGAAUAUACUCUAGGUCUUCAUCUUCCAAAUGUAGACAUUGUUGAACUAGGAGUAGAACAACUUAUCUCAAUUUUACAUAAAGCACUUGAUUGUAAGCAUAAAGGUUAGAUGUAAAUGUAAAUCUAUGAAAAAAUAUUUGUACAUGUUGACAAAAAUAUUGUUAUUUUUACAGCUAAAAUUCAAUAUAUGGAAAGAAAAGCACACUUUCUCUA
Molecule: messenger RNA, 1104 nt
Organism: Cajanus cajan (pigeon pea)
Lineage: Eukaryota; Viridiplantae; Streptophyta; Magnoliopsida; Fabales; Fabaceae
Product: phosphopantetheinyl transferase
Cellular component (GO): cytosol
Molecular function (GO): holo-[acyl-carrier-protein] synthase activity; magnesium ion binding
Source: RefSeq, a predicted model, not a curated record